Exophiala dermatitidis NIH/UT8656 is the source of this 3589-nucleotide messenger RNA. Its product is annotated as GPI ethanolamine phosphate transferase 1. Gene Ontology annotation, molecular function: mannose-ethanolamine phosphotransferase activity. Bases 191 to 3361 code for a protein of 1056 amino acids. The record is from RefSeq and is a predicted model, not a curated record. The transcript has 2 exons. Gene Ontology annotation, cellular component: endoplasmic reticulum membrane. Gene Ontology annotation, biological process: GPI anchor biosynthetic process. NCBI's taxonomy places the organism in Eukaryota, Fungi, Ascomycota, Eurotiomycetes, Chaetothyriales, Herpotrichiellaceae.
CUCAUGGUCCUCUCGGCGCACUUGCCACGUUGGGAUUGAGGACUCCUGAACUUCAAGUUGAACACCAUCGCCCGACGAAGAGCCCGGCCUGUUGUGACGACCAAGACUGUGUAUAUCUCCUCUAGUAAUCCCACCGGUACAAUGAAACUGUCCGACCCGAGUCAUUCGUUAUCAUAGUACCAGCUGAAAUAUGGCUCGACUAGGGCGCGGGGGCUUCCUGGCCCUUGCGGUCAUCUUCCACCUGGUCUAUAUCUAUUCCAUAUUCGACAUCUACUUUGUGAGCCCGAUCGUCCAUGGCAUGAGACCGUACAAGGUCGAACAAGAGCGUGCGCCUUCAAAACGACUUGUACUCUUCGUCGGCGAUGGACUCCGAGCGGACAAAGCGUUUCAAUCAUUCCCUGAUCCCUCUCCGCCCGACCCAGCCAACGCCGACUUGACCCCUCGGCCCCUCGCUCCUUUUCUACGUUCACGGGUCCUCGAACAUGGUACCUUUGGAGUGUCGCAUACACGUGUGCCGACAGAAUCGCGACCGGGCCAUGUCGCUCUCAUUGCCGGACUGUACGAAGACGUAUCCGCCGUCACGACUGGCUGGAAACUCAAUCCCGUGGACUUCGACAGCGUCUUCAACCGCAGUCGACAUACGUGGAGUUGGGGCAGUCCCGACAUUCUACCCAUGUUCAAGGAAGGGGCGGUGUCAGGUCGCGUGGAUGCUGAUUCAUAUGGUGAAGAGUUUGAGGACUUCACGCAAGAUGCGACACAGUUAGACACCUGGGUGUUCGAUAGGGUCAAGGCACUGUUUCAAUCGGCUAGCACAAAUUCAACCCUGAAUGCCAUGCUUCGCGAGGAUAAACUCGUCUUGUUCCUGCAUCUUCUUGGCUUGGACACCAGUGGGCAUGCUUACCGACCUUACUCCAAGGAGUACCUGCAUAAUAUCAAGGUUGUGGAUCAGGGUGUUGAAGAAAUCACCCAGUUAAUCGAGGACUUCUACGGAGAUGGCGAGACAUCCUACGUUUUCACCGCUGACCAUGGAAUGAGUGAUUGGGGAAGCCACGGCGACGGCCAUCCUGACAAUACAAGGACACCUCUAAUUGUAUGGGGUGCUGGUGUUGCCCGACCGCAAGUCUAUCCCGAUUCAAAGGCGCCAGGCCAUGAGGAUGGCUUCUCCUCUGACUGGGGUCUUGACCACAUCCAACGCCAUGAUGUGGACCAGGCGGACGUGGCCGCGCUGAUGACCUACCUUGCCGGGUUGGAAUUUCCCGUUAACUCAGUUGGGAAGCUACCCUUGUCAUAUCUUGCAGCUACUCUACCGGAGAAGGCGGCUGCAGCACUUGUCAACGUCAAGGAAGUCCUCGAGAUGUAUCAUGUCAAAGAAGGAGAGAAGAUGAUGACCUCACUGCACUAUCAGCCAUAUCCUCCUUUUUCAAAACCAAAUGGCUCCGUUGCUGACAGGAUCUCGGCCAUUGAAAGUGCAAUCCAGAGGGGUGACCAUGAGCAUGCCAUCGCCUUGUCUGCUGAUCUUUUCCAUCAUGCUCUCCAAGGUUUGAGGUACUUGCAGACAUAUGACUGGCUUUUCCUUCGAGCUCUCAUCACAGUGGGAUAUCUCGGCUGGAUUACUUUCGCUAUCACCACGGUCCUUGACCUUCACGUGCUUCAUGGAGCAGUGCCGGACGAGAGGACAACAGCGUCGACAUUUGCGUUCACUUCUAUCUUGGUUGUAUUAUACUCGUUUUUUGUUGUCGAAAAGUCUCCCCUUACAUAUUACGCAUAUGCCCUCUUCCCGGUCCUGUUCUGGGAGGAGGUUUUUGCUCGCAGGAAGGCUUUAAUUUCUGGGUGUCGGGUACUGUUUGGUCAUGUCCAGCGAUUUUCCGAUGGCUUGUCGCUUGGCUUCCAGGUUCUCUUCUUUUUGGGAGUUGUCGAAGCUUUGGUACAAUCGUACUUUCAUCGUAGCAUUCUCACUGCUUGCUAUAUCUUGGGUGCAUUUUACCCGUUGGUGUAUGGGGCGGGAUUUGUUAAACAGAACCAAGUCCUCAUACUAGUCUGGAUCGUUGGCUGUCUCUUGUUGAGCAUAUUUACCCUUCUCCCAGCGAUUAAGGUCGAAGACGCCGACACCAUCACCGCCGGAGGGCUUCUCAUGUUCGGAGCUGGUCUCUUAUAUUUGUACUUUGAGGAAAACAUUACUACGCGAUCAAAGUCCACCACAACAAAAGACGCACGGCCCAAUGUUCUCUCUCGCACCAUCAUGGGCUUGCAAGUCGGCAUCAUCCUACUCACCAUUAUUGUGACGCGGUCCAGUGUGGCCUCUAUUCAAGCAAAGAAAGGUCUACCGCUAGGCAACCAAGUUGUUGGUUGGUUUGUGUUUGUGGCUUCGAUGGUUCUCCCUUUCGUCCACCGCGUCGCCCCGAACAGACACUAUCUCCACCGCCUGAUAAUCAUAUUCCUCACAUUCUCACCCUGUUUCAUCAUCUUGACGAUUUCCUACGAAGGGUUGUUUUAUGUGGCAUUCUGUUCGACCCUGCUCGCUUGGGUGCGUCUGGAACAUGCCAUCCAGCUACACGAGCACGACGCUGCUUCGGCUGCGCAGACACCACCAUCGAAGAAAUCUGAGGAUUCGGCGGCGGCUACGGUGUCUACGGCCGGAGUCACAAUCACAUCGACCUCAGCAACCGGUCUGAACCUGCACCCAGAACAGACCUUCCGAACCCUGGCACUCCCGGAUCUCCGGCGGGCCCUGUUUGUCCUGUUUUUCCUGCAGUCGGCUUUCUUCUCCACCGGAAACAUCGCCUCAGUAUCCAGUUUCAGUCUGGACGCGGUGUACCGGCUCAUCCCGGUGUUUGACCCCUUUUCCCAAGGCGCUCUACUGCUGUUCAAACUCAUGGUUCCUUUUGCCAUCAUCUCGGCCGCCCUGGGGAUCCUCAACCGUCGACUGGGUCUCCAAAGCUCCGCGUUGUUCAUGACCGUCAUGGCCGUCAGUGAUAUCAUGACGUUGAAUUUCUUUUGGAUGGUCAAAGACGAAGGGAGCUGGCUUGAUAUCGGCACGACUAUAUCCCACUUUGUCAUUGGGAGCGUGCUCUGCGUGUUUGUCGCCGGCUUGGAGGGCGUUAGUCAUGUUCUCAUUAGCGGAGUGGAUGUUGCCGAUGUGGAUGUCGGUGGAGAUGGUCCUGUUACUGGUGCAGAGGGUUAUGAGGACAGGGUAAAGAAAGCCGGAGGAGUCGAUGUGGUCAACAAAGGCGCUGGUGCAGAACAAGCGCCGGACCUAAAGCCUGAGAAAGAGGCACAGGAUAUUGGCAAUGGUCAUGUCAAUGGCAAUAUUCAGGGCAGGCACGGGCAGCACGAUACGGAGAAGAGGCCCGUCAUUGAAUAGUGAAAACAUGGAUUGAGGGGUUUGAAGAUAGAUCCAGUAGGUGCCUAAUUGCAUGGUCGCAUUUUCUUCAAGAACAACCCCUAUUUACUACGAGUCGUGAUCUUGUCUCUCCCCUCAGGCUCCAGUCUACUUUGAUAUUGACAGAUACGGCGGGCUCAACUAGGGCGCAUGAUAAGAGGUGUACAACUUAGUGCGAAUAGACAGGUGUACAGUAGGGAGGCUCAGCGG